Parastagonospora nodorum SN15 is the source of this 918-nucleotide messenger RNA. RefSeq lists its product as hypothetical. The coding region runs from base 1 to 918 and encodes 305 amino acids. The transcript has 6 exons. Lineage: Eukaryota; Fungi; Ascomycota; Dothideomycetes; Pleosporales; Phaeosphaeriaceae. The record is from RefSeq and is a predicted model, not a curated record.
AUGGAAGAAAUCGAGGACCCGGUCGCGAUCAAAGUUCAAGCUCUGAGCGAUCUCGAGCUUGCGGUACUGAUCUGUCUCGUUGCGGAUCAGCACUGCAUCAUCGACACGGAGCAGCACUUGAGCAACAACGUCGAGGAAGAGUUGCGACUUAUUGCAAGAGAUGUAUUUGGGCUCACGUGCGCGGUUUUGAGUUGCAGUGAACUCACCACGCUCGAUGAUUUUGGAAAUGGCAUCCUUGUUGGAGAAGAUGGAGACGAUUACUUCACCAGCAAGAUGGCGAAGAUCAACGACGACCUGUCGUCCAGAAUGGGAACACCACGUUCCGGGAACAAGAGGGGUUCAAAGUCUCCGAGACCGUUCAGUCCUCUGGACACACGAAAGAUAGCGAACAUCGUUGUCGCGAAGAACCUGAAUAUGGCAAGCUCACAAGUUCAGAUCCAAGCCCUUGAGAAUGACCAGUUCUUCAUUUCUCACAGACACCAAGACGAAGAUGCCUUACCAAACCUUGAAGACCUCGCAGCAGGAGAGAUGGUGCAGCCAGACAAUGCCUCGACCUCAUCCGUCGUACAUACGCCACCAUUCAUUCAAGCAAAGCGUCUUCCGCAGAUAGCCUUGUUCUCAAAUGAGGACCUUCUCCAAUUGACCUCACGUAUGGUUGAUGUCAAGAUAAGCUCAGAGUGGCAAUCUAACUCGCAUAGUGCUCUUGCGCCUCUCCAUGGUCUUACAUACGUAUCUCCGUCACUGGUCGCACUCGCAGCGCGCAAAAUUUAUCCGCAUCGCAUUUUGAUCACCGAACCAGAAGACGAACGAAGUAUGCAGUGGGGUAGCUCUCUCGAAGCUGUGAAAGCGGUUCUCGACGGGGUCACAGAAGAGGAUGUAAUCGAAGAGGUGCUUCAAUCAGUCGAGGUACCACUUUGA